AAAGAGACAUGGACGAUGGUUUUCAAAUCAGCUGGAACACGGAUCAAGGUUGGUCAUUAUCAGAAGAUGGACGGUUUCACAGUUAGGAAUGCAAUUUUCUUACUCUGUUUUGUUGCUCUCAUCUCAGCAGUGAAAUGGCCAAGGGGAACAUAUACUUUGGUCAAGCCAAUGACCGGAUGUCCUCGUGGGUGGCUGGAGGGAUGGAGACACCAGGACAAUGAGGACAAAAAUAACAAAAACGAUAUAGAAGACGGACAUCACUUCUUUGGCAUCAGUGGAAACAAUCCUAGGAAUCUGAAUUUCUCUUACUGCACCAAGGAUCCCGAUGAUUUUAAUGACGAGGGUUAUUGGCCCGGUGGAAACUACUGUAUUCUGAAGCAUGGGAAUACAUGUCCUCCUGGAGCUUUCCGGAGUGGAACCGUUCAUUGGGAUGACGAAGACUCUAGAAAUAAAAACAGUGCAGGAGGAGAAUUACCGAGUGGAAGGUUUGGCAGGAAUACAGAAAUUGACUACUGCUGCAGAAAAGACGGUUCCUAUUCAACAGAAAUCCGACUUCCAAAAUCUAAACCGUUCUAUUUGUUGAGGCAUACUACCUACUGUCAGCGAGUUAAGGGGAUGUACGUGAGAGAAGAAACAGUGUUUACAGAUGAUGAAGACAAAAGAAACAAAAAUAGCGUGUCCGGAAGUCACCCAUACGGACCAUCUAAUGGAGAUAGGAACUACAAACUGUUCUAUUGUUACUAUUGGUCAUUGUAAUAAAACACUGUCUCAUGAUGGUCAUAGUUCUACAGUGGAAUUCUGUAUGAAGUGAAACAUGAAUUAAAAAAAAAUAUCAUCUUAUGUUAAUAUAGCAAUAAAAGAGCACAUAUCUUUGACCUAAA
Molecule: messenger RNA, 881 nt
Organism: Ostrea edulis (European flat oyster)
Lineage: Eukaryota; Metazoa; Mollusca; Bivalvia; Ostreida; Ostreidae
Exons: 6
Coding region: 16-756 (246 amino acids)
Cellular component (GO): membrane
Molecular function (GO): wide pore channel activity
Source: RefSeq, a predicted model, not a curated record